CCUGGAGUGGUAUUAGCUCUUCUUCUGUCGUCUGCUCGGUCAUUCCAGUUUACAUUUGGAAUUCCCGUGGACAUCCUGGUCUUUUGACUGCAGCAUUGCAACUGAUUUUUUUCUGUCACUAGCACUUUUUCUUACAAUGGAAUUUCCAGAUUUGGGAAAGCACUGUUCUGAAAAAACUUGCAAGCAACUAGAUUUUCUUCCAUUAAAAUGUGAUGGAUGUAACAAAGACUUUUGUAAAGAUCACCAUAAAUUCAGUCGCCAUCAAUGCAGUGCUGCAUAUAAAAAGGAUGUUCAUGUCCCAGUAUGCCCACUUUGUCGGGCCCCUGUACCAGUAGGAAGAGGAGAAAUUGCAGAUAUUGUGGUUGGAAAACAUAUGGAUAAUGAUUGUAAAUAUAACCCAGCUAAGGAAAAACCGAAAAUUUUCAUACACCGGUGCACAAUGGAGGGAUGCAAAAAGAAAGAAAUGGUCAAGUUGGUUUGUGACCAAUGUCAAGACAACUUCUGUAUUAAACACAGACAUCCUUUGGAUCAUAACUGCAAACAUAGGGACCAUCCCAUCUCCAAAGCAGGGUGUGCAGCUAUAAUGAGAGCUUCUGAAUCUGGAGCUUCAAAAAAAUUGUCUUCCAAUUGGCUAGUUCAGCAAUUAAGAGGGAAACAAAAGUGUUGAUGGUAAUUUGACAUUCCUGUCUCUGACCUGGCAAUGAUUCUACACAUUUUAAUAUAAUUUACAGUAAUGUGAGAUUUUCUACAAAACCUCUUAUUUACCGUUUGUUAACUUAUUUGAUAUUUUCUUAGGUUUCUCAGGAAUAAUUGUAAAACAUAAUUAAAAUUUUGUUUUAAACCAGUCUUAUUUUGGACAUAAUGGUUUCAUCACCUCCAUUAGAAAUGAAAAUUGUGCCUUUAAAUUAUAA
This is a messenger RNA of Gracilinanus agilis (Agile Gracile Mouse Opossum), 911 nucleotides long. It is a transcript of the gene ZFAND2A, whose product is annotated as zinc finger AN1-type containing 2A. Lineage: Eukaryota; Metazoa; Chordata; Mammalia; Didelphimorphia; Didelphidae. Gene Ontology annotation, molecular function: zinc ion binding. Bases 137 to 667 code for a protein of 176 amino acids. Gene Ontology annotation, cellular component: cytoplasm; endoplasmic reticulum. Gene Ontology annotation, biological process: protein targeting to ER; proteasome-mediated ubiquitin-dependent protein catabolic process. The transcript is spliced from 7 exons. The record is from RefSeq and is a predicted model, not a curated record.